Messenger RNA from Arabis nemorensis, 402 nucleotides. NCBI's taxonomy places the organism in Eukaryota, Viridiplantae, Streptophyta, Magnoliopsida, Brassicales, Brassicaceae. The record is from the annotation of a GenBank genome assembly.
AUGGAGGUUAGAGAGAAGAAAGAGAUGUCAAAGCAAAACCGAUCAGCAAAUCUUCUUACUCCGUACACUUACCCCCAAACCGCCGACAAAAGAAACGGGUCAGACCCGGAUCCGGAUCCGGAUCCGGAUGUCGAUACCAACCCAAUUUCUGUAGCUCCAGCUCCAAGGUCAUACGCUAGGCCUCAAGCUAGUUCUCCGACGAGGAGUGUGAGGUACAGAGAAUGCCAACGGAACCAUGCGGCGAGCUCCGGUGGACACGUGGUCGACGGUUGCGGCGAGUUUAUGCCCUCCGGUGGUGAAGAGUCUCUUCUUUGCGCCGCCUGUGAUUGUCACCGGAGUUUCCACAGGAAAGAAAUAGACGGCAUAGACCGCUUGUUAGCCGCCACGUGUCUCCGAUCAUGA